Pelobates cultripes (western spadefoot toad) is the source of this 27647-nucleotide messenger RNA. The record is from the annotation of a GenBank genome assembly. Lineage: Eukaryota; Metazoa; Chordata; Amphibia; Anura; Pelobatidae.
AUGGAAAAAAGUACGCAGCUACCCAGACAUUGCCCCAACACCAUCUCCGAAAUACCCUAUAACGAACAACCCCCUUUUCAUAGCAGGGAAAAGGGGCUUCCAAUUGAAACCAAUGGGAGACGACCAACGGAAGGCACAUCUGACACUAGACGAGGUAGUGAGAGAGGGGGGAGUGACGCCAAUCACACUACUGACAGAAGGGAAAGACCCAUCCCUUAUGCAGAGAUUUCAGUACGCACAAAUGCGACAUUUCUUGACUGCACAGGGCUUAUCACAUUGGACUCCAAGGGACAGGACCAAAUUUGAACUAUUAUGCUCGGGAGAAAAAACGCCUCACAAGCCAACAUCCCUCUGCUAUAAACUGUUACAAACCCAGACGUGUACUCAAUUACCGUACUUUACCAGAUUAUGGAGGGACCACUUAGGCAAAGAUUUAGAAGUAGGAGACUGGAAGAAUAUCUUCCAAACGAUCUUCCACGCACACUCUAGCAUACCACUACAGGAGAUUAACUAUAAAUUCAUCUCCAAGUGGUAUACCACCCCGGUGGAUGUUCACAGAUUCGACUCCAACUCAUCACCAAUGUGCUGGAGAUGCAACUCAGAUAAGGGCACCUUCCAACACAUAUGGUGGACAUGUGAGGAGCUAUCGGGCUUCUGGAAAGAAGUCUGGACCACGGUCAAUCUAAUAACAGACACGCCCAUACCCUACAACCUAGAGGCACUCCUACUACUCCACUUCGAAAUACCACACCGUAAAUUCAAACAUUCCCUCGUUUACUUUAUGCUGACAGCGGCAAAAAGUUCGAUAGUGAACCACUGGAAAUCGGCGAUCCCGCCCUCUAAAAAAGACUGGUUUCAAAGAAUAGAACAUUUUCAUGAGAUGGAGGAACUAAGAUGGGGAUCGUUAGACAAAUAUCACAGAUACAAAGACAUAUGGCAACCCUGGAAAGAAUUGCUAAGAGGUAGACAGGCUGACUAAACUAAAUAACCAUCAUAUCUGCCUAAGAGGGGGGGAAGCUAACUAGGAAAGGGACAAGGAACAGGGCCAGGGGGUGGGACAGAGGGUGCACGGGGGGUCCUUUUCUCCGCCUCUGGCACAACAAUCUAACUACCUGGGUAUAACAGGCUGAACCACAGUGAUACCCAGAACGACAUACCACAACUCUUGGACGCAUGUUAUACCGCACACACACACAUAGGAAUCAACGGCCAAGGCGGCAGGUUUACCGUGACAGAUAUGAAACCAAUGUGUAUCCUAGGCCAAAUAAAAUUGUUACUGAGAAUGUCAUACUUGUAUUCAGUGCUGCGAUGUUGCGAUAUUUUAUCUCUUCUUCUUCUUCUUUCUUUUUCCUUAUAACACUACGUUUUGUGUUACUACAAUGUUAUAAUACAAUGUCUUACCUUACUCCUGAAACAUGGAGACAUGCACUCAAAAAAUCCAAUAAAAAUAAAAUAUAUAAAAAAAAAACAAAAAAAAAAAACAAUACAAAGUAAUGUAGAUUGUAAAUACUCACAUACAUGGAGCUAAAUCUUUACAUAUGGCUCUCAUGGGUAGUGCAGAGGGACUCUUAAUAGGAUGUCCCCAAUCCUUCUUCCAGCUGAUCUCUGUGUAGCCUGCAGCAAUGAUGGAAUGAGAGAUCCAAAGAAGCUUCAUUGGAUUUAAUAGAAUAAUACAAUAAACUAUGUACAAAAGUAAAAAAUCAUCUGCCAAUAAACAAAAAGUCUGAGAAAGUGCAAAAAGGUCAUCCUAUUAAGAGUCCCUCUGCACUGGCCAUGAAAGCCAUAUGUAUAGAUUUGGCUCCAUGUUUGUGAGUAUUUGCAAUCUACAUUACUUUGUAUUCUUUUAUUGGCAAUAUUGCACCAUGUUUUGUUUCUGACUUAUUGCCUAGAGGUAAAUUCCUUACAGACCAUACACUACUAACCACUGUGUUGUUCUUCCACUGUAUCUUUCUUGACAGGAAGAAUACAACCAUUCUAUAAGUGGUGAUCCUGUUUCUCUGACUAUAAUAUCCAAAGGGAUCAUAUGGGCCACAACUAACCUGCACUAUAAGGACUGCGUGUCUUAUGCCGUAAACAUUUCCUUGACAGAUGGGAGCAGAACAAACUACUCUACAGUUUAUGUUAAUUCCACUGAUACAAAUGAUACAAGAAACAUGUUUCACAUUAAAAACACCACCAUUCAUGUAAAGGAAAAUGGUGACCUUAUACAAGUUUUUGUGAGUGCAAAUGGAGCUUUUGAUCAUUUUGAUGUUUUGGUAUUAAUUGAUUCUGAAAUAGUAAGCGAAAAACUAACUAUUCUGCCUUUUUGUGCCCAAUGCUUGAUUGAUACUUCUCUUGAUAGGGGAGAGACAAAACUCGAGAACUUGAAAAUCCAUGCUGAGAACAAACUCCCCUUAACAUCACAUUCAACUUCAUUAUGCAACAAUAGUGGAUUAAAUGAUAAUUUCACAACGUUCCUAUUAAGCAAAUAUGAAGUUUCAAUAUCAGAAAAUAAAACCAUCGGGACAGCAUUGUUUAAUGUCUCUGCUGUUGGCAUAGAUUCUGGGAUUGAUACCACGUUAACCUACAAAAUUAUUGAUCAACAACCUUUCUCUCGCUCUGAUAUAUUUGGCAUUAAUUCUUCCACUGGACAAAUAGUUUUGUUAAAACCACUAAAUUACGAGAGGCAGAAACAUUUUGACAUUGUGGUUCAGGGAUCUGUGAGUAAUUCUUCAAGAAUGACGAGUAUAACGACUGUACGAAUCAAAGUGUUAAAGAUCAAAGACAAUUAUCCCAAAUUUAGCCAGGCUUUAUACAAUGUUUCUGUUCCAGAGAAUUUACCAGUCGGUAGUAUCAUCUGCAUACUAAAUGUGACUGACAUGGACAAGGUAAGCCGCAUUUACAAUUAGGAGUGAUAGUGGAAAAAAUAAGUGUUUUAAAUAAAAGUAGAGGAACCUGUGUAUUUUGACAACAAAAAAAAGUACCUGUUAAAGUAAUGAUUUCUCUUUAAAUUGAUCUUAAACAAAGUUUUAAAGAAAUUAUGUGUUUAUUAUAAUGAUCUCAUAUUUACACCAAUGAGAACAGCCAUGUUAUAUAACUGUCACACAAUGUCGAUAAGUACCUUCUUGUUAAAGGUUUAUCCAAGCUCCAUAACCACUUAAAAGAUUUAAAGUAUUUAUGCUACUAGAAAUCAGUACAAAGCGCUGCACAUGCAGACAUAUUUAACCCCUUAAGGACACAUGACAUGUGUGACAUGUCAUGAUUCCCUUUUAUUCCAGAAGUUUGGUCCUUAAGGGGUUAAAGCGGCCCUGUCAUUUUUUUGUUUUGGUUUUCCUUUCCCUUUUUCUUCCUGUAUUAUAUUACCACCACCCUUGCCAUUUGCCUUUAUUUAUAUUUAUUAUCAUGUCUUCCUUGUGCCAGAUCUCAAUAUCUGGGUGCAGCCAUUUUGUUCUCCUCUCCCCACGAUGUCUGCUGUGUACCCUUAUGUGGGAUUGAUUUUACUAAAGAAUUGUGGGUAAAUUUGAUUGUUUGCUGAAAUAGAACCUUGCUGUAAUCUCUGCCCAUUGUCAAGAUUUCUCAACUUGACUGCUGUACAUGAAGAGAAAUAGUCCCUACUUUUCUUUAUGUAUAUUAUGAAAACUAGAGUGCUCAGGGGAAAAACGUGAUUUAGACUCAAGGAGCGUUAUUGAAGUAGAUCACAUGAAGUUUAUUUUUGAUGACAGAUUUGCUUUAAUAAUACUGCCAGUGAUGUAACUCAUCAUUAUUACGUCAUUAGCCAGCCCAGCCCUGGCUAAUAACAAUUUUGUGCAUAUUCUAUGGACAGAGUGUCAUUUAAUUACUGAAAGCCCCCAGGUGACAAUCUUAGCCAAUGAAUGACUAGUGGGAUUGGCAUCUGGCUUUUGGUGCUCUAUAGAAGGUGGAUGUGUGUCACUGGCUUCAGAGGUGUAGCAAGGUCAUGAGACAUCUAUAUUACUCCAGUACGGGGCUGAUGAUUUUUCCAUUAUGACAACUAGCCACCGGGGUAUUAAGACAUGAUCCUGGCUGCCUUGAGUUCUGUUCAUAAUGUGUGGGGGAAAUGGACUUUUGUAGCUCUUCACACCUCUCCACUCUAAGAACUGGUCCCUAUAGUAGAACUGGUCUCCAGUAGUGGGGAAGUAGGAACUUCUUCCUACUUCCCCUCUACGAGUGGAACAGUUUCCUGGAAACGUAUGCCCUGUGGAGCCCCCUCAUGAAGACACUAGGUGACAUUUGUCUCUCUCUGCCCCCCUUCACUAUGCUACUGCUUCAGAGGAAACCCAGUGCCUGGCACGGAUCCGAUAAAGGGACAAAUCAUUGCAAAUUAUUUUGCCCCAUUACCAGGGAACAGCUCCACUGCAUUCCUGGCAUUAUAACCAUUAAAGCAGCAGUAGGGGUUAUAAUGUUUCCUUUUCUGGAAGCCAUAGCAAGAGAAGGAAAUAGAAGGGAGUUCGAUUCAGGACAGGAAAGUAAGUGUACAUGUAGUAUUUGUUAUUGAUCAGCUAUUGGUUACAGUGUUACUUUGAAGUUCAGAAUCAUAUCUACAGAACUUUGACUUUUAAAUUGUUGUGAAAGUAACACUCUAACAUAAAAAUUUAAUAUAUUUGUUUUAAACGUUAGAGAGUUUCUUUUUUAGUAAAGAAUAUGGGCCCCUCCAAGGAAUUAAAAAUAUAUAUAAUUAAAAUUUUCCUGUAAUCUAGCACCAGGACUGUGUACCCCCUGCAGCCUGGUCUGCUUUGAGCUAAUCUCUAGUCCAAUCCAAUGCUUCUUAUAAAGCAAGGCAAUCACCGCAAUCCGCCAAUCAAAUGCUUUUCAAAGAAAAGCACUGAAUCAAAUAUUUUUUUCUAUGAGAAGCAUUAUCCAUGUGCGACAUUAUCAUGCUUUGUGCGAUGAAGCUGAAGAUGGAGACUUGUUUGCUGUUUCUCAGAAAAUGGACAGCACCUGUGCACUAAAACUCCUGCAUUAAGAUCUAACAUUCUUGGUGAUUAGGAAAAGUUGGUAGCCUGAUCUAUGAGCUCUUACCCAAUCCAUCUCUAAAAGCAUUCUUUUCUUCAAAGGACGGAUCGUUUAAUGGAUAUUUUACAAUAAAUAACACUAUGUUUAGUGUUGAAAAUAACGGAGUGAUAAACUUGGCAAACGGAGAGCUGGACAGAGAACACACACCUGAGAUUAUCAUGUUGGUAAGUCACUUGUCAUGAACAAUAUGGUAAAUUGAUUAACAUGUAAGUUGUUUUUAAGAGGUAAAUUCUGUGGCUAAAGUAGAGGUGUAUUCAUAAAACCCUAAGGUUUAACUUUCACUGAACAAAUCAGUUUGCUGUAGUGAGUUCCCAUUGGAUUUAAUGCUGUCUAGGCCAAGGAACUUUUGGUCGCCUAACUGAUGCUGGACAUCCUCAUGCUGUGCAUGAGAACAUCCAGCUUCAACCAAAACCUAUAGGAAUGCAUUAAACCAGGCCUGUACAUCCUGCGGCCCCCAGAUAUUUUGAACUACAACUCCCUGAUCUCCUGGCUAUCAGCACUGAUUUCCUGGCUAUCUGUUUCAUUCAAACAAAUCAUGGUCGUUGGCUCUCUGUUUUAUUCAAAGAAUCAUGGUCAUUGUAGUUUAAAAACAUCUAGGAUGUUGCAGGCUGUGUAGGCCUGCAUUAAACAAUACUUUCCUAUGGGCUAAUCCUAAUGCAAACGUGGCACUUGCCGCACAUGCACAUUAGGUCCCCCCCCCGCCGGCUGACGUCAGCUGAGGAGGAGUGGAGAUGCUGCCUCAACCAGCUCGAAGGGACAUCAGCGCUGGAAUAAGAUAAGGGUUUUUUAACCCCCUCUGCACCACGGGAGGGGGCCAUGAGUUACGGGGGCACUAUAGGGAGCUAUAGUGCUAGGUAAACAACUUUGGUUUCCUGGCACGAUGGUUUCCCUUUAAAGUUUUAAUGAAUGAAAUAAUUAAUCCCGGACAAUUCUCACUUUAUUGAAUAGCUGUGCAGGUGUAGUAAAGCCUCACUAUAUUUAUUUAUUUAUAAAAUAUUUUACCAGAAUGAAUACAUUGAGAUUUCUCUCAUUUUCAAGUAUGUCCUGGGUCUUUGUCCACAAAACAUUGCAUUGUUGCAAUAGGAUACAAUAUACAAACUAUAUAUACACACAAAUAUAAAUGUAAUAUGUCCUGACCCAUGAUUGUUAGCAGUAGUAGUACUAAUAAAGAGCAUAGGAAGUUUAACUAACUUUUUUUUUAUUAUUAUUGAAAAUCCCCACGAACAUAGACCUGCUUUCUAGCACACGUUUUCCCCCGAAAAUAAGCCCUAGUGUGUUUUUCGGGGGAGAAAUGAAUAUAAGACCCGGUCCUAUUUUGGGGGAAAGACCGUAUACCACAAAAGAAUGACAGAACAGGAGAUUAAGCCACCUGCAGGAAUCUAAGGAUACUUUCACAUACUGCAUUUAAACAAAUCCACUUAUAUACAUUUUUAUUUCAUAUCAGUGAAUUGGAAAGGAUUUUAGCAUUAAAUUGCCCUUUUUUGACAGGAAGAAAUCUAGUGGGAGGCAUAGAACGAGUUAUUAUUAAUUUCCCUCUUACAUAUGUUUUUCGCAUGAAUAACUUUAGUAGCCUCAUAUAUUUGACCUUUAUAAAUAACACUAAUAAUCAUUUAAAAUCAUUGAUAUAAUAUAAUACACUGACUCUAUAUACUCUAAUAAAUAAUUAUAUAUUUGCACUAUAAUGAAAAAUAAAAUGUAUGGGGGAUCUGUAAGCAGACAGUUAGACAUGAAGAUUAAAAGACAUUCUCUGGACUAUUUGUUUCAGGUCUGGGCAUUUGAUGCUGAAUCACGGGAGCUAGAUUCCAGUGCUCUUGUUACUUUGAAUCUACUUGAUGUGAAUGAUAACAACCCAGAAUUCCAAAGACAACAAAUUAUUUUCAGUAUACCGGAAGGAGAUUAUACGAGAGAUCCACCUAGAGUCCUCGGAGAAGUGGAAGUGAUGGAUUUGGACAUGGGGUUAAAUGGUGAAAUAAUGAUUAAUUCAUUCUCUGAAGAGGAAAACUUUAUUGUGCUGCAAGUAAGAAACGAAGAGAGAACAUGUACAAAAAUAAGGGAUUUAUUCAUAAACAGUGAAUUGAAAUUCAAAUGUAAAAAUUUAGGCAAGACUAGCAGAUAUAUAUCUAUAUAUGAAAAAAAAAAUCUCCAACUUACUAAUCAUUGUAAUUUAGACAGUAAACCUAUAGUAUAUAUAUAUAUUUGUAUAUAUUAUAUAUAUCUAGCCAUUUCCUACAGAAAUCUCACAUUUGCAGUGCUGUUGUUACCCCGAAGAAUUCUGGGGUAUUCGGGGCAAAUGAGUUCAACAAAGAACCACCUUUUUCAUUAAUUUUUACUGCAAGGCAUUCUGGGUGGGCAUAUGCAAAUAAGAUCAACAAAGAAUCACGUUAUUGCCUAAUUUAUUCCACUUUAUACAUGGAUUCCUUGGCUACAUGGACGUCUGCUGUAUACAACAGCUUUGAAACACAGAUCAGGAAGUGGUGCAAAGCUAGAUAACCACUCAUGGAUGGCCCUUGCAUUGUUAAUGCAACUCAUCAGCAUGAGGUUGGUUACAAGAUUGCAAUGGAGGCAUUACUGGAGCGCAAACCAACGUCCAUGCAUGAUUAUGUGAUUAUCUGGCUUUGCAUUCUCUUCCUGAGUUGUGUUUCAAAGCUGUUAUACAGCAGAUAUUUACUUCAAGGAAUCCAUGUAUAAGGUGGAAUAAAUUAGGCAAAAAAAUUGUUCUUUGUUGAACUAAUUUGCAUAUGCCCACCCAAAAUCCCUUGCAGUAAUAAGACCACAGAAAAUUAGAGAUUUCUGUGGGAAAAGCAAAGAUUGACUGGUGUGCAAAUCUGUUUAAAAAUGUAUUUACUAUCCACUGACUUGUAGUGGAAGAAGUUUUCGAUCACAUUUUCCCCACCAUAACUCCACUGGUUUGUGCUCCACAGCCUGGACACUGUCCAGGUUUAUGACGUCCAUUAAUUAUCAAUCAUAUAUAUUUUAUGUUUGGGAAAACACAUAUAAACCUAAUUCUCUACAUUUUUAUUUAUUUUAAAUCAUUAACUGCAACUGGCAGAACUAUUUGAAGUAGGAGCCUUCUUCUUAAAUUGCCAUACAGUGGGUAGUUAAAACAUAUAUUCAUAACGCUACAGUGUUCUAGUAACUACUUAGAUGACUGCCCCCUUCCUGUGAAAUAAAAACAAUUUUACUUACCUUAUUUUCUUCAGCACACCACUCUACGUGCAUUCAGCCCUCAUACCCGGCAGGGAUCCUCAAUCCUGAUGAUUUCAGCCAAACCAAUGACUUCCCAUAGGAAAUCAAUGAUAGGCUAGUCUAGUGCUGUGCCAAUCAGCAUCUCCUUAUAGAGAUGCUCGACAAGUCGACAAUCUAUGCAGUACUGAAUACAGUAGGUCCCCUUAAGUGGCUGUCCGAGUGACAGGCUCUAGAGUUGACUUUAGGGAGCAAUCAGUGAAAAUGUUACAAUGCAAUUAGUCUUCCUUUAACUACAUUUUCUCAGAAAGGGCAGUAUUUACACUACUUAACCUGUAGGGGCAAAAUCUAGACACCAGAACCACUAAAUUGAUCUGUAGUAGUUUUGGUGCGUAUAGGGUCCUUUUAAAGUCCCUGGCAGAUCAGAAGUCUCAAAAUAUUUUGGCAUAAAAUUAACAUUUUUGCUUGUAUUUGUCCACAAUUUCUUAUGCUAGUGAGUUGUUGAUAAUAUAUUUGACUUGGCUCAUAGUGUUGUUUUUUUCACUCACUGCUAUUUCUGUUUCUUUAGAAUGGGACAGUCCUUGUACAUGGAGUUCUGGACAGGGAGACUAAAGAUAAAUAUGUAAUAUCUUUACUAGCAUCAGACCUCGGGAAUCCCCCAAGAAAGGUAAUUGAAAGUCAUGAACACACACCUGAAUUAUUCAAUCAAGCUCUGUUAUUAAGAGUACAGAUAUAAUUGUUCCAUUUAUUAAAAACGAUGCAAAAGUAUAUCAACAUUAACCUUUUAAUAGCCAUUGCCCAUAACCAGUGAGCUAGUCAUAUGUUAAUGUAUUUUAAAGGGACACUGUAGGUACUAUAACCAUUGCAUCUCAUUGAAUCGUUAUAGCGUCUGGAGUCCCCUGGCUGACCCUCCAUUCAAUGUUUGAACCUUUAGAAUAACACUGAAUGAGGAUCCUUGGCUUCCCACAGCCCUGCCACCACUGAAGGAACACCUCCUUGUAGCCAUACUGAUUCAUACCUGCAAUGGCACUUUUUUAGGCUGAACGCAGUCAGCUGACACUCCCUGCCAAUCACAGCUGCCCAUAACUGAGCAGGCUAAAGCUUUCUCAUUAUCCCAAGCAGCACAGAGGGGAUGGACUGUUUGGGAGUCCUAUUUAGCAUUAAAACAUUAAGAUUGGUUUAAUACUGAAUGGAAAGACAGCAUCAGGGGACUCCAGACACUAAAAGCACCAGUGCAUGCUCAUCCAGUGUCUCUGUACUCUGUAUGGAGGAGUAAAAUUCUGGGGGAGGAGUCUGACGCUCCACCAUCUUAAAACUUCACCUGCUGCCACAGUCUGGUGCCUACAGUGUGCCUUUAAGUGAUUGUAGAGUUGUAAAUCACCGUACGUUGCUGUUCAACUGCCAGUCCUACUACUCUUUGAGUGGAACAGAUAUGAUCAGUCUCCUCUACGAUGUUUUCCUCCAUGCAAUUGCUCUGCGAAUGACUCAUGUGGAAGGAAACUGAGAAUCUUCCUAUUAUUAAUGGUUUUGAGUUUGCAUUUCGAGCCUCCCACUCAGUCAUAGCGUUUGGGAGUGAGAUGGGACCUUGGUAAGGAAAGAUUCGGGUACAGGCACUGAUAAUGUCUACCUACCAAUGUGAUCAUCACCAACUUAAUAGAUUCCUAGUGAUGUUUAUAAAUAUGCCAGUUUUAUAUUUGCUAGAAUUACGUUUAUUAUCUGUUUAUUGUUGUCAAAUGUGGAAUUUUCCUUCAAUAGAACUUUGCAGAGGCCCUGAUUCUCAUACAGGAUGUGAAUGACAAUAAACCUACAUUCACUCAGAAAGAAUACUUUGCACAUAUUCCACGUAAUAUGAACGAAGGAGAUCCAGUUAUUACAAUAUCUGCCACAGACCUGGAUAUUGGAGAUAAUUCACAGAUUUCCUACAGGUAAUAGACUUGCAGUUUUUUAUGGAUACAACAAAUAUGGAACGUUUAUUGUAAGUGGUAUAAAGUACAAACACAAGUCCUCAGGACCCCUCAGUUAUCAAUUUCUAGGAGUGUAGGAAGGUAGAAGAUAAAAUAAAGUUUUGUUAAUGUAGACUGAUGAGGGAAGCGUAAGCUGCAAUAAGCAUCAUUUCAUUAGGCAUUUUUUCUACUACUGGCCCGACUACCUUAUUAAAUAUAUAACUACAGUCAGGGACAGGUUUUUCCACAAGGCCUCUGGGCGGCAUGCAGGAAAAGUGUGGCAUGUCAUGUGGGGAGAUGAAAAAUUCUCCCUUUACGGCCAACCCAUUCUCAUGGAGUUGGGGCUGCCUCGAGAGCUUGCAGUUUGCACCACAAGAGGGUGCAGACCACAUAUAUUGCUCCUGCCUGCCACAGGUUAUCCUAGCAAUGCUCAAUAAGAAGGAGAACUGUAAGUGGUCUGCACCUUCCAGCCUCUAUCACUCCUCCAAUUCACACUACGCAAACAAGAGCCCUUACCUCCCCCUCAACAUACUCAACAGCCUUGCCCCAAUUGCACAAAUGACUCCUUAUCUCUCCCAAACAUACAGCCCAUAGUUCCCACACACAUGCGCUACAGCCCUAAAACUAUAAAUCCCACAGCGAAGAGCUUUAUAUUGUGAGAAUCACAAAAUCCAGACCUACAUUUUGAAGCAUAUUAUGUCUCUGAAAUAUUAAAAAUGAAGGCACAGUCGCAGUUUAGAAAUUGCCCUUCAAAUGUGAGCUUUGCAGAGUGGAGUUUCAAUGAAUGCCAAUGGACGGCGUGAGUUGCAAACAAAUGGUCAUAUUGUGAAAACUAUCAGGACUAUGGCUUAGCCGUGGACAAGUUUAGUGGCAGCAGGGAUAGCUGAACGUUUUGAUAUAAGAUUUGUGUAGGUGGGCUUGAAAAUGAGGGAGUGGUGGCAGUUUAGAAAUCAUGUCCUGAUUUUUCAGCUUUUGUCAGCUUCUCUAGUUUUGAACAUUUUGCCAUUCAUUCCUAUGGGACCAAUUUCGCCACAAGAACGAUGAUAUUCCUUGAAUCAUUCGGCGAAACGUUCCACAAAGUAAUAGCACACCAAUCGGGAACAAUCCGCACGUUUCGGUAUAUUACUGUCUAUGUAGUGUAAAAACUGUGGGAGGAGUUAUGGUGGUAAAUUUGGCUAUAAUAAGAAUAAGAAUAAUAUAUAUAUGAGAUAACAUUAAGUGGCCUUGCUAUGCAAGAACACUUAAUGAAUUGUGGAUACAAAGAUCAUAUAAGUAAUCUACUAAACUAUGUAACUGUAACUGUACUUAUUAUCAUGAACCAAUAUAAUAUUCAUACAGAGGAAUGGAAUGGUUAAAUAUAUUAACAUAUCAAAGGUUAAACAUAUAGGUCAUAUUUUCUUAUCAGAUUUUCACAGGACUACACUGGAUUCACCAUUGAUGAACAAACUGGCCAGAUAUUUAUUUCAAGUAGUUUAUCUGCUAUUACUCCUGAAUCAGUCCGACCAUUGCUUGUAAUAGCGAGUGAUCUUGGCACUCCAGCGCUGUCAUCCAGUGGUGAGUAGUGGUAACUACACAAGAAGGAGUACACUGCUAGUGUCUUACCAAAGAAGAAAACAGGUUUUCACUAAAUAUGUCUUAUAAGAGCAAAAAUAAAACAGGGCUAGGAACAGCAGCAGAGAUUAAAAAAUAAAAUAAAAAAACCCAUUUGAUUCAAUGCUACUAGCUACUGAGCUUUUUUUAAGGGAUCCUGCAAGACCACGAGAUCCUCCAUAGCCAAGAUUUUGCGAUUUGAGAGUAAAUGCCCAUUCUCACAGCCGUCACUAGCAGCAACUGUGAGAAAUGACACAAUUGACCACAAAACAAAACAGUCUGAUAUCUUUUUUUUUUUAAAUUCUUUAUUUUUGCAACGGUAUUGAGUAGACAAUGUGAAGGAUUUGGCUCGUGCAAGAGCUCAAUGGCGUUCCAAGAAGUGAGUUUAGUAUAUAAACAUGCCAAAGUACAUAUGAAGAGUGUCUCAGGUAAUUACAUCAUUACUACUUUCAUCCGUUGUUGUUGUUUCAACAAGAGUAAACAAUAUGAAAAGUAAACAAAAGAAAAGAAAAUACAAAUGUAAAGAAUAACUAAACUGCGGGCCGGGAUACCGGUCGUCUCGGCCCAACGGUGGUGGAGUCUGAUAUCUUUUGAUUGCUCUGGAAUUCCAAUGACUUUCCAACACAGUCAAUAUGGGUAAUUCAUAAAGAUUUUAUUUCUUUGAAAUUCUCAAAACUGAUAUUGUUAUGACAGAACCAUUUUGAGCAUUUUAAUGAUAUGCGUAAGAUUGAGUAAUUAAUAUAUUGUUUGUAAUUCUUGUUGUCUGUAUCUCAUUUCAGUCAAUGUAUUUGUCACAGUGGCCACGAAUAACACUGGAUUACAGUUUUUGAAUUCCCACUAUAAUUUCUCUGUACCUGAAGACCGGCCAGCAGGCACUGAGGUUGGGAUAGUAAAAACCAUUAUUGGAAACAGAGGAACAUCCUUAACAUAUUUUCUCAAGACUUACUUAGAAAUAUUUUCCAUUACCAACAAGGGCCAGAUCAUCACACGAGUCAUGUUAGAUCGAGAGAGCCAGAAUCGGUACAAUGUUAUUGUGGAAGCCACCGAUUCACAGGAACCUCCAAGUACAGCAGCAACAAUGGUAUGAUAUUCUUAGAUUAAAAAAAACCUUUAAUUUACCAAAUUCCUUGUAUAAUUUCUGUAUCGCAAGAAAUCAUUUUAUUUUCAUGUAUAGUCAAGGGAAUUUGCAGACAUAUAUAUUUUUUAAAUUCUUUAUUUUUGUAGUGCAAACAGAGUAACAUAGGAAUAGACAUAUUACCAAUACAUGUAACAAAACGUAUUCAGUUAAGUCCCGUAGGUAGCGCACUAUUUUUUUUUUAUGUUGUAAAACAAGCAGAUUAAAAAAAGACAUACAACGGCAUAGUGAGUGUGAGACUCCAGACUAUUAGAAACCAUUAAAUGCCAUGGACAGUGUAAUAGAGAAUGCAAAACAAAACACAUAGUUAUUAAGCAGAGUAGCUUAGUCAUACUUGUGCCCACCCGGGAUGCCCUUCUUACUUCUUAGGUUUAGAGGCAGUCCAGCAUCUAACAGAACACUAGGAUAUAAUGAGAAGGAAAAGCAUAACUAAUAUAGACUAUCAAAAGAGAGACAUAAAGGAAAGGCUUCUACAAUGUGGGACUGCUGUAAUUUGUUGUCGUCCAUCCUAUACCUUCCAGUGACAGUCUCAUUUGAGCCUAGUACACAGUUUCAUACCCCAUCUGAGUUGUUUCAGGUGUAAUGCCUUUUGUUAGGAGGUGAUUGGAAGCCAUGAUGCCUAGCAGUAUCCUGCCAACUGAUCCCUCAGUGAGGAAUAUUCCAAGAGUGGUCCCCCAGGGCCCAUGCCUGAGGAGUUACAGGGUGUGGAUCCCGCUGCAAGGGAGAAUGAGGGUGACUAUCGUCUUAGCUGGGUUCUCAUAGAGGUCGCACCUGCCUGCAUCGUAAUGGUCUGAAGCAAAAUCCUUUGGGGUAAUCUGUCUGGCAUAUGGUAGUGUUGUGCAGGUUACAUUUGCUGGUUUAGUCUCUUCCAGAACUCUGCAAAUAUCCGAUUAAGGUUGUCGAGGUUUGUGGUUCCUUUGUCACUGCAGUUAGGUGGGCAUGCUGCACCUGCCAUCUUAGAGUAGUAUGGGCUGUAGCAAACUCGAGAGUGGCACCCCCAUGGCUCGUAUGAGGAGGAAUAAGGCCUCCGCAGGUCUGGACCAAGAUUACCCCCACUGGUCCAGAGGGGGAGGGGGGCCGAGGCAGCAAGAGUAAGCUGGGUCCCGCAGCUGGCUAUCUGGAAGAGCGGCCGUCUCUCCUGUCAGGCACCUGCACUAGGCCUCACUAUGCCCCCUUUCAGAUUACAAGGUAAGUGUGGCAGAACCAACCUCGCCACUGGGCACUGGAGAAGCCUGGUUGCUUGCCUGCUCCCUCUGGACUAUGGCCCCAUGUUAAACGCUGUUCUUUUCCCCUUUAGAAAGGCUUGUUCGUGCCUUUCUGCCUGGGCGUUCGGUAGAUUGAAUCUACCGAACCAACGCACGAAUGGGGGGACCACCUGGGCAAGGAGUGUGCCAGUGAUUUACCUCCCAGAAGCUGCGAUUAACCGCAGCUUAAUUGGUGAACGCUGGGUGGCUGCUGUUCGUAUAACCGAACACGUGGCAGCGGCCAUCUUAAACUCCCGAACGGCCAGCGGUGUUCAGCUCCAAAUCUACGGAACUCAAAACGGACACUUAUUUGCACGAACACCGCUGAGCCGCCGACCUCCCUUCUCCUGCAAUUCAUAUGAACGCCGUCCGUUCGGUACUUUCCCUAUGUGAGCAGUGUUACCCCAGAUAGCUAUGCCAUGGAGCCCAUUCGUGUAACGAAAGACUAUGUGACAGACUUUGGCUCCAUGGCGAUUGAACUGUAUGUAUGUGAUCUGAGCGCCAUUCGGUAAUAAUGUGCGCUCAGAUCUAAGCUCUCUGGGGAUAUGUUGAAUGUAUAUGUUUUAUGUAGUAAUUGUAACACUGUGUAAUUUUUGUCUUUUUACUAACAUGUGGCUUAUGGAGUUUUGCCUCUGUCCUUGGAGAUUAUUGGAUUACUUCCCAAUUAUCUCCAGGAUAGAGAGGAGGGAUUGUAAUGUGCAUGUGGGAGUGGUUAAGGUUAAACUGUCCUGAUUGGUUACUGUCCAGUUUGUGUCCCAGUGUCCCCGAUGGGAGUGUCCCCCUGUUGGGAAACCUGCAUAAAUACAGGGCAGGUAGCCCAGAUUAAACAGAUCACUGCUUGACCCUCAAAACGAAGUGUCAUCUCGUUCUUGGGGGGGUUUGAUUGUAUGCUGUUACAGUUCGACUGCCAGGAGUGUAAACUGUUCGUAUGGUUUUUCCUGUUCGGCUGUUUACAGCAUUCGUAUGGUUCCAGUUCAGUAGUUUGAGAAUUUGUGUGUCUCCAGUUCGGGAGUUGGAGAAUUUGUGUGUUUCCUGUUUGGGAGAUUGGUGCUUGCAGUAGCUGCCUGUGUAUCUGGAAGGGAAUAUCCUCUAAACAGCUGUUUAACCCCUUCUGUGCCUGGGGGUGCCGUUACAGUUAGCUUGGGCAUCUGGUUAAUGUAGGUGACCUCACACAGCAGGAGAACAGCAAGCUUGAACCAUGGCUAAACAAGUGCCCUGUGAGGCAAGAAAUUCAGAGGUUUUCAGUGGCUAAGCAAGGAGCUCUGGUAAAAAUGUGUCCUGCCACCAUGAAGGUCAUGCCCCGCCCCUAAUUUGCAGACUUCUUAAACUAUUUAUCGAUAUAGAUUUAAACAUAUAGUUACAUGGCUGAAAAGAGACAUGUGGUCACCAAGUUCAGCCAUUCUCACAUCUGUUUUUGCUGUUGAUCCAAGAGAAGGCAAAAAACACAGUUUGAAGUGCUUCCAAUUUUGCAACAAGCUAGGAAAAAAUUCCUCUGUUUUGACCCACACACAUUAAUUAAAAAGUCUUCAGUGAUCUUUCCAAUUUCAAGAUUUCAGUCAAUAUUCUGUUAGGUCAACCUCAAUGCUAGUCUGAAUUCAUGAUCAUGUAGUGUUUAGGUAUGUUCUGAGUCCUACAGAGCAAAUGUGAAACUUAUCUCAAGUGUCUUUAAAUCAGGCUUGCCACUAUAAGAGAAUAUACUGUGUAUCCAGCCUCAGUGUAACAACAUCAAUGUAAUCAUACUAUAUUUUUUUCUUCUGUUCAGGUUACUGUUAUUGUGAUUGAUGUGAAUGAUAACAGACCAAUCUUUUCGCCAAUGGUUCAUUCAAGUGUCACAUGUAUAGAGAAUGAGAACUUCCUUGAUAUUGGUUUAAUCAGUGCCACUGACGUGGAUGUAGGAGACAAUAGUAUUGUGACUUACUCUUUGGAAAAUGAUUUUAACGGCAUCUUCUACAUAAAUUCCUCUACGGGGGAUCUGAUGACAAAAAAAGCUUUGGACAGAGAGGUAGCAACCUCUUAUGAUGUCACAGUGGUGGUGAGCACAAGGGGCCUUUACUUGAUUCAUUAACAAAUAUUUAAGGUUUUACUUGGUGGUAUUCUUUAAUGUUCACAAAGCAUGGGGUGUGCUAGGGUUCAUUUAACUACAUAGUAUUUUUAUAAGGCUUGUGCAAAUGAAUUGUGAUUCAUCCAAACUUUGGGUAAUCAACGGGUCAUCUGAAUUUCUUAACUCCGAAUCAUGAAACUAAUGAAACAAUAGAUGAACAAUUUUGUUUAAUUUGUGACUCAGAGUUCUGUUCAAAGUGCCAAAAAGAGAUGAUUAGAUGAUUAGUGAAAAAAGAUAAAUGAGGGUUGGGGACAGCACUUAAAUUUUGAUUGUAUUCACAGAUCAAGUGACAAGUGACCAACAGAGGGAAAAAAAGGAAUAGCAGUAAAAAAAAAUCUAUAUUUAUUAAGGAUGUGCAUGGGCAAAAAAUUUGGUUCAGUUUGUCACUUCCGAAAUUCGGGACUUUGGCAAUUCGGGACUUUGGCAAUUCGGGACUUCGGCAAUUCGGUUCAGCACUUCCAAAAUUCGGUACUUGGGCAAUUCCCUACCCCUAAUUCCUAACCCUACACCUAACCUCAACCCUAACCCUUCUCCUAACCCUACCAGGGUUAGGGCUAGGGGUAGAGCUAGGGUUAGAUUCCUGGCAUCAUUCCCUUAAUUUUCCCUCCCUCUCCUGUUUUGUCACUUUUCAGAAAUCCGAAGCACUUCGGCAAUUCGGUUCGGCACUUCAGCAAUUCGGGACUUCGGCAAUUCGGUUCAGCACUUCCGAAAUUUGGCACUUCUGAAAUUUGGGUAUUCGGAAGCAUCCGAAUGUCCGAAUUGCUGAAGUUCGGCCGAAUUUACAUUCGCAACGAAACAAAUUGCACGUCUAAUAUUUAUAUUACAUAUUUCACUUGAUCUGUGAAUCCAGUGAAUCAGUACAAUGCAAAAUGUAUACAUAAUAUUAUCUUAUUUUUUCGUACUCUUUUGGUUUGUCCAAACCGUUUUUCCUGAAUUGUUUACAUGGAUGAAAUUUGUCCGAACCAAAACAUAAUAUGGGCAAAUCUUGGGUCACCCAAACUGAUUUUUUUUUUUUUUCAGACGGAUUGAUUCGGCCAAGCCAAAUUUUUUUCACUAUGCACAAAUCUAAUAUUUAUAUUUGUGAAAAUCACAAUAAGCAUGCUAUUCAGAUGAGGUGUCUAUGAAUGGUCACAUUGCAGCUAAAAGAGGAAAUAGCUUUAAGAUUAGAAAAUGUCCUUUCUCUUACUAUAGAAACCGUUGUCAUCAAUGAUCAGAAUAUUUUAAGUACUUUAUUUAGUAAAAGGCUGAAAUGUAAGUGAAGAAAAUCCCUCACUCACAAAAAACAUGUAGCCGCAACUCCAAAAUUAAAUAAGCAUGGAUAUCAUACUUAUAGCAGCUCAAUAGGUGCAAUAACAAAUGAUACUUCACACAGGACAAGUUUGUUGAUCUGCACUCAUAGAGAAUCCCCAAAAAUACAUCAGGAAGAAAUCAUAGAAAAAAUGCACAUUUAUUGAACAUAUGGCAAGAUAGUCCUCAUGUAUGAGUAGUCCUCAUGUAUGCUGUAUUGGUUCAAGCAUGUGAAAAUGAAAAAAUAAACGUUGUGAGUGAACACAGUAUAAAAAGUCCAAACCCUGAGCAUAGGACCACCCGCACACUCUGCACACAGCAUUUAACUUUUACCAACAGCCACAGCAUUCACACCGUGUGCUCUGCACUCACACCCUGUACACAGCAUUCUCUCAAUACACUCUACAUUCAGACUCAGCCAAGCAGGAAACUGAGUGUAACGGAGCUCCCUGUACCCAUGGCUGGGUACCUCCGCCAAGGACCGCUUCCUAGCUGGAACAGGCGACAAACCUCAGCACUUCUGCCCACAGUCGCCGUGGCUUCACUGGGGUCCUGGAAUCGCUCCCUCCUGGAGCCAAAUGGGAACUUGCUCCAUCCACCCCCAGGCACUGGACGACACAUUCUUGGGAGCUCUAGUCCUUACAAGGACUUUCCCCAUUGAAUCCUCCACACUGGAACAGUGAUUAGCUCUUUCCCCUCUCAGUAACCAGACAGGACAUAGUUCUGGGAGUACAAGCUGAAAUCGUGUAAUCUGGCCAGAUGGUCUGCUUUUAUACAUUUCUGAACACAGGCAAGCACGCCCAUGACACUCCCACACAAAACAGGAUAAUCCCUCCCAUAUGCCAGGGAGAUUAUUGAGUCAGGAAUUGUACAAAACUCAAUUAUCUCCAGGCACAAAAAACACACAUUUCACAGACACUCCAAAAGUACCUUCAACUACACAAAACCCCCACAAAAGUUAGCCCUGAUCUGGGUGACCAACAUAUCCAAAAAUCACCCAGAUCGGUUCAGGUUUUUCAUGGAAGUCAAUUAUUUGACCGACUGUACACAUGGUCCUAUGCCAAAAACAGUUCCAUGAAAUCAUGGCUAGCGGUCAGUCUAGUUCGAUAGUUUAAAAGAACAAACUACCGAACAUAGUCUUACCCUGGAGCUUGUUCACCUUGUUCGUGGGAACGUUUCCACCAAACACUGCCCUUCUAAGUUGUGUAGAACCGAACGCAGGCGAUCAUGGAAGUCCAGCGGUGUUCUGGAGUUUCAGUGUCCAUUUUCAGUUCCAUGAAUUUGAUGAGCAAACAUCGCUGCCUGCAUUUAUGUGAACAAGAUGGCCGCCACCUCGUAGUUGUUCACUCGAAUAGCGGCCACCCAGACGAACAAUUAGAACACUGCGUUGGGACGUGUUACAAACUGUCAAUUAGGCUUAACAAGCUCCCGGGUGAUUCAUGGUUCGUGCGCCUGUUCGGUUCCCAAACAGAAUAGAGAAAGCGAAACCUGUAAAAGACUGUUUAACCAAGCCAGUUAAACAGCCUUUUACAGGUUUCCCUGCAGGGCCCAUAGUCUGUGGGCAGGAGGCUGGCAAGCAGGCUCCUCCUGGAGCACGUGGCAAACUCAAGUGGGAAGGGAAGUUUGUCAUACUGAGCUUUCAGGUUUCUGGGAUGAAAAUCUGGCCCUGUACACUGCCCACUGUUGAAUGGUUAUAUAACAAAUUUCAGGCCAGCUGAAACACUUUAUAUUUUCACAACUGCAAUACUUAGUUAGCUUAAAAAGAGGGGGUACAUGAGAGAUUCAUGUACCAAGCCUAGAAGCCCUCAGUCACACUAUAACAUUAACUACUACUACAUUAUCUACUUCCAUCACAAAGAAAAUUUCCUUUCCUGUCUCCUUAUCAAAAGCCAACUGAUUAAGAUCAAUCAAUGAUUCCGGUAUAUAUAAUUCUGUUUCUAGACUAUUGUGAGUUAACAUUGUUUGUGACACUUUUCACAGCUGUGAUAUUACAAUUUCUUUUUGCUCAGGCUAAGGAUUUGGGAAGCCCGCCACGCUCAUCCACAAAACGCAUCCACAUUACAGUCGAGGAUGUCAAUGAUAACCCUCCAAUCUUCAAUGAAAAAUCAUUUGCAGUCACAGUAAAGGAAAAUGAGCCUCCACAAUUGGUAUUUCUACAUAUGAUACGUUCUAAAAAAUCCUAGAAUUUUUUGGUAAAUGUAUCUCUCCUUCUCUGCAAAAUGUUUCUCUACAUAUACCAUCCUUCAUGAAUAUAUAAAAUUCUAAAUGUGCUUCUAACAUGUAGAUUUUUUUUUCUGCAUUGGUUUUUUUAGCUGUUGAAUAUUUCUGCCAUGGAUAGGGAUACGGGAUAUAAUGCCCUUAUUUUAUAUUCCUUUACAAGAGCGACGCCUCUGUUUUACAUUGGACAUUAUUCCGGCAGUAUCUCCAACCUUCAGCCUUUGGACUAUGAAACAGCAAUGGAACAUGUGCUUAAAGUGAUAGCAUACAACCCAACUGAUUCUCAACUGCGUGGUACAGCAACCGUCACUGGUAAAACUGCCAUGAUAUUUUGUACCCAUGUCAUCUUGUUUGUACAAACAAAAUAAAAGUGUUACCUGUGCACACAUUGCUAAAUAAUAAAAUACUCAAAUGGGCACUCUCUAUUCCUAAAAAAAACCCCAAAUUUUUCUGCUCUUUAUUGUUAUUGCUACUGUAAGGAAUAAUGUGCAUUUCAUAAACAUUUUCUGGGAACAUUUGAUUUAAAUUGAUAUCGUUUCAAGGUCCAAACACUUAAAGAGAGAUUAUGCUCUAGAAAAAAAUACUUAAAGAGACACUGUUGUCACCAGAACAACUACAGCUUAUUGUAUUUGUUAUAGUGAGUAGAAUCAUUCCCUACAGGCUUUUUGCAGUAAACACCGUCUUUUCAGAGAAAAAGCAGUGUUUACAUUAAAGCCUAGAGAUAACUUCACUGGCCACUCUUCAGAUAGCUACUAGAAGUGCUUCCUGGGGCAGUGCUGCACAGUGUGACUGACAUUCAUUGUCUCCACCCUCUGCAUGGAGACACUAACUUUCCUUAUAGAGAUGUAUUGAUUUAAUUCAAUUGAUUCAAUAUUCGUUUUGUUGUAUCAGUAAUGUAUUUUUUGUAAAGAAAGAUAUAUGAAUCUGCCUGGGUGUCCUCUCCUAAUGCUGUGUGCCUGGCUUCCAACAAUUGAGAUCACUCAGUUCUGUUAGUUGCUGAGCCAUAUACUCACACUAAUAUGGAAUUCUGGGAUGAGUGUAGUACCGAAUACAGAUUGCUCUCUCAAUUCAAUGUGUUAAGUAAGAUGUUUUUAAAAAUCUAAUUUGCCUAUGGAAUCAUUUUAAUAUUUGCAAAGGAUUUGGAUGGUGAGCAGGCAACCGUCUACAUGUCUUACAGUGGAGGAGCUCUAUCUGCGUGUCCAUGUUAAAAAUGGACAAUAGUAUAUUUUUAUAGUAUAAUGUAUAUUGAGGGAGAAAGUAAAAGGGACGCUUCAAAUAAAUAGAAAUUCAAAAUGCAAGGAAGCAUGAAAAGUGUCUGUAUUUUGCUAUUUGUUAUUGUUUGUGCCUUGUGUUUCUUUCACAGUUAAUGUAGAAAAUGUGAAUGAAGUGGGACCAAUACUUCAACACAUAACAUACAACAGAAUAAUUAAGGACAACGUUGCCUUUUCGGGACUGCUUAUUUGUGAUAUAAAUGCAACUGAUGAGUACGGUGCUGUUGACCAAGGAAUACAUUAUUCUAUCAUAGGUAACUGAGUUGGAAUGCAUAUUAAAGGGAAACUCCAGUGCCAGGAAAACAAGCCGUUUUCCUGGCACUGCAGGUCCCCUCUCCCUCCCUCCCACCCCCCAACCCCUGGUUGCUGAAGGGGUGAAAACCCCUUCAGUAACUUAUCAGAGGCAGUGACCAUGUCCCACGUCGCUGCUUCUCCCUCUGCCGCUUCUCCUAGUGAAUGCGUCGGCCAGUGGGUGAGACUGAUCCCGCCCACCGGCCAGGGAGACCUAAUGUGCAUGCCAGGCAAUGCCGCACAUGCGCAUUAGCGCUCCCCAUAGGAAAGCAUUGAAAAUGCAUAUCAGUGCUUUCCUAUGGGGAAAUGAGCGACGCUGGAGGUCCUCACACAGCGUGAGGAUUUCCAGCGACGCUCUAGCACAGGUUUCCUGUGCUAUGAUCCAGGAAGUGCCCUCUAGUGGCUGUCUAGUAGACAGCCACUAGAGGUGGAGUUAACCCUGCAAGGUAAUUAUUGCAGUUUAUAAAAAAACUGCAAUAAUUACAGUUGCAGGGUUAAGAGUAGUGGGAGUUGGCAGAAGUGGUCUGGAUGCCUGGAGUGUCCCUUUAACACAUUUGAGUCAGUUUGAGAACAUAUGGGCCAUUGCAUGGAACCCUUUUCCAAAACAGUUAGAACAUAAAUGAAGUAAAAGUAUCACAGUGUCCAGGACAUGGUGAUAACACUGUCCAUUGAGGAAAAGUCGCUGUUGAUUAGAUGUUUAAAGAGACAGAUUAAACACCAAAAUAGCUUAACUUAAAGGGUUACUGCAACCACCAUGACAACUUCAGUGAUUUGAACUGGUGAUGGAGGUAGGAGUAUGUUUGUGCAGUGUUUCUGCUUGAAACACUGCACAUGCUGAGAUAUUUUUCAAUAGAUGCACCCCCCUCACAUGUGACAUUGGCAGCCCAGAACUCUGUUCCAGACUGCCUAAUGUCAAUUCUGUGCAUAAAAAAAAGUCUGUUAUCAGCAUGAAUGUGAACAUCUUUCCCAUGCAGGCAGAGUGCCUGAAGUAAAAUAUUGCUUCCCCCUCCCUCUCAUUGUGUGCUACCUCCCGCCUCUCUCCGUUGCACAUUGUUUUUUUUUUUUUUUCUGGGAUUAUUUUUUUUUAAACCCUCCCUUGUUCCUCUCCUCUCCCUUCCCUUGGCACAUGUCCUCUGAGCUGAUGAAUUGGUCCAAUCACAGAAUCACAGGCUUCUCUAUGUGAAGUCUUUGAUUGGACCACGCAAGACCCCAGUGAGGUCAGAGGGAUUGUGGAAGUCAGUUUUUCAAGUUAAUUAAAAUAUGUUUUAUUGCAUCUUUUACUGCAGGGGGAAAACCAUAUAUACAGCAUAGUAACCAGAAGGGCAUGUUAAAAUGGUUGUAGUAACACUUUAAUUGAGUGGUUUUGGUUUAUAGAUCAUGCCCCUGCAGUGUAUCUGCCUAAUGGCAUUUGGGAGUUAAAUUAGUUUGUUCAUGCAGCCUUUGUCACAAUUUCCCUGCAAAUGACCCUGCACAGCUUUCCUAAACAAUUCCUGUAAAGAGAGAUCUAAUAUUUAAACUUUAUUUAUGGUACAUUCUGUUUUAUUUAGAAUUUCUUACCUCAUGCUCUGUAAUCAGCCUGCUCGAACCAGCAGAAUUAUUUUAGAGUUCAAUUAACAGAGCAGAAGAUAUACACUUCUAAAGUAAACACACUGUGGUUCAAAAUGAAAUCUUUUUUUAUGUUAGCUGUGCGAGUUACAGCCAGGGGAGGUGUGGCUAGGGCUGCAUAAACAAAAACAAAAGUGAUUUAACUCUUAAAUGGCAAAGAAUUGAGCAGUGAGAAUGCAGAGGCAUGAUCUAUACACCAAAAACACUUCAUUAAGCUAAAGUUAUUUUGGUCCUUAGAGUAUCCCUUUAACUUCCAAAUGGUCACUUUUCCUUAUUAAAAAUGUGCUAUCAAAGACACUCAUAUGUGUUUUUAUACAUUUUUAUAAAAGUAUAUUGUUGAUAAAUGAUAUAUAAAUUUUAACAUAAGUACGAUAUUUUGAGCAAAAGUGCAUCUACUCUAUUGUUAGUGAAUUUUUAUUUAAUGUCUGAUUAAUCAGAUGUUUCUUUCUAUAGAUGGUAACAGUGAGGGAUUGUUUGUCAUCUCUAAUUCCACUGGUCACAUCUUUCUUAUAAAAGAUUUGCCAAAACAUAGGACUACGGUGCCCUAUAUAUUGACUGUCAAGGUCAUGGAUAGUGGAGUUCCACCUCUGUCUGCCUUUGUUAAGGUAAAUAGUUUAUUAAAUGUUGACCUGAUGUAUUUAGCUAUAGAUACCAUUAUUACCAAUUGUAUUGGUACAUAUUUUAUCAAGCUAAGUAAAUUUUACCAAAAUUUCUCUAUUUCCAAUCACAAUAAUUUAAAUUAACUCUCUAGCAUUGGGAAUACAAACAUGUAUUCCUAACAUUAGAGUGCUAUCUCCACUUUUUAGAUCGAGAGCUCCCUUAAAUUAUUUUAAUAACUAUGUUUCACUUAUCCUUAUUUCACGUAUCCUUUGAUCUCUGCUGAUGAUCUUAGCCAAUUCAAUGCUUUCCCAUAGGGAAGCAAGGAGGGCUAGUGCACAUGUAUGCCAAUCACAGCCCAGUACCAAAAAGCAUCUUCUCAUAGGACGCAGUGCAUCUCUAUAGGCAGCCUUCAGUAUCUUCAUGCAAAGUGUAAAGACGCUGAAUGUCGGUACUGUAAAGAUUGCAGGACCCGACCAGGAAGCUAAUCUAGUGACUGUCUGAGUGGUGCUUAGAGUGUUCCAUUAACCUUUUCAUCCACAAUAAUUUACUCUAACAGAUAUAUUUAAAGGAACACUCUGGGUACCAUAACAACUUCAUAUCAAUUAAAUUAUUAUGGUGCCUGGAGGUCAUGGAUGAUAUCUUCCCUUAAAUGGUUUGGGAAAAGUUUAAACCAAAGUUGUGUAGAUGGUACACAUCUGCUUUGCCUUUCUUCUUCCAGCCAAGUCCUCAUCUUCAUUGAGAAAACUGUGUGAGAAAUCCCCUAUAAUUAUGACUUACAUAUGGGCGAGUUAAAAUCAGUGGGCUCCACAUGUUUCAUGAAAAGUGAUUGUGAAUAACUGGAUAUUGUUUCUUAUUUCCAUAAGGUGUAUAUAACAAUAGUUCCAAGCAAUAUUAGUUUUCCAGUAUUCUCAACGGAUAUCUACAGACCGGAUCCUGUGAGUGACAAGGCUUCACCAUCUACCUUCCUGGUACAGGUCUACGCUCUUUACCCUACUUUCCUUCUCUAUAACAUAACAGCCGGCAAUGACAAAGGUAAUGCUACUCUCCUUCUCCACCACAUAAUCCUGUUCAAGGACUUGGAAUUUCGCAGGCAGUUUAUACCAAACAACCAUGGGAUGCCUUAAGGAGCUAAAUAUCUGAAAAUAAUUUCACUCGUAAAACAAGGGGAGGUUAAAAAAUGCAUCUAAAUGUGCCUUGCUUACAGGCUCAACUGUUCAACCUGACAUUUAAAAAGAGGAGUUAUGAGGAGCUGUUGAAGUUGAGACAAGGUCCAAAGACCAAGAAAGAUUUCUAAUAGACUUGAUCAUAGACUCAUCGGAAAAACAAAACAAAUCCCCCAAUAUUACUGCAAAGGACGUGCAGAAAGACUUAGCUGGCACUAGAUUACUUGUCCAUUGGUCCACCAUGAUAUAGUGGCAAGUGAAUGCACUGUAACACACACACAAUCCAGGUUCAACCUCUCACACGCACACACAGUGGACCUCUCUCUCAUGCACACACACAAACACACAUAAAUAAUUGCCUUGGGCAUCUGGUGAUAUUGAGUCUGGAGUGGGAGCAGAAGCAAACGCUGCUUUUUUUGAUGCAUGCACAUGACUCCUAGUGUUUCACUAUGUUUAAACCACUUACAUUGACAAAUAAUUCCAGUAUAAUUGACUACUUUGUCUACUUUGAUUAGAUUACUUUAACAUGGAACCAGUAACUGGUGUCAUAACAACAAAGAUGGCUUUGCAGAAGGAAGACUUUCCGAGAGAUAUAACGAUAAUGGCUGUGGAUCCAAAAAAUGUCAGCAUAUUUAGUCAAGCUCAAGUUCACGUGUCUGUGAAAGAUGACAAUAGUUUUACACCUGUUUUCCCUAACCCUCUGGUAGAACUGACAAUUAAAGAAGUAAGAAAAUCAAUUUAAUUUAAGAAUAUAUGUUUUCAAAAGUGUUUUUUGUUGUUGUUUUUUUGCCACAAUCUAACAUAUGCUGGACAUUACAUUUAUAAUUUGCAAAAAGUAGUGAAGUAGUCCUGCAUGUAGCUCUCAACCAUAGUAGAGUAAACAUGCCAGAACGUAGGUUUUUUAUGAAAGAAAAAAAAUUGCAACACAAAAGAAGAAAUCAUGCAAAGUUUAAAAAAAAGAAUGUGCUUGAAUAAAAUAGGAGAAACUGUAAGCAGUGCCAACAGAUAAAACGUACAGCUCCCAAAAGAUAAGCUACUGAAGAGAAAACUAAUUAGGAGCUUGGGAUGGGAUGAGAAUGAAAAACAGUAUUGUGAUUUAGAUAAUAAGUCGAUGAGAAAAUGGCAACAGGGAAAAGAGAGCAAGUAGUUAAAAAGAAAAACAUAAGAAGGAGUAGGUCAAGCACAAACCAAUAAUGUGAUGAAACCAUCAUAGUCGGAUACUCAAGUAACUGCUGCCUCCAGAGGGAGUUGUUCCACUUGUAUAAAUAGAGUGAUUUGAGAAGGAGCCUAUCAUUGUACAGUAGGUCCAUUGGGCCUUGUAUUGUUGAUAAGAGAGUCCAGGCUGAGGCCUAGUUUCCCCAGAACAGCAUCCUUCUCUGAUUUGUCUGAUAUUUGAGGCUCCCUGUCAUUUAGUGUAAUGAUUAAUGAUCAUGGAAUUCCCACGGUUUUGCAAACUAUGGGAAAAUAGGGAUUGCUUGAGGGGGUGAAGUUAUCUCCAACAGAGUACAGUGGAUCUAGAUAAGUCAGUGAAGAAAGUGAGAUGCAUCACCCCAAAUGAAAUGGAGGUUGAGGCCGGCGACAGAUGUAAUCCCAUUGUAUUCUCCUUGCUUGUUUGUGGGAUAAUAAUUUUGUGAGAAGUCUACAUCGUAAAUGACACAGUUCGACCAAGCCUCUAGAUCAGGGGUUCUCAACCCAGUCCUCAGGACCCCCUACCAGUCCAGGAUUUGGGGAUUACCUGGGUGUGUCUCAGGUGUUUAGAAAAAGGGGGAAAAAACACCUUAGACUCUAAGGUGUUUUUUUUUUCUUUUUCUAAACACCUGAGACACACCCAGGUAAUCCCUAAACCCUGGACUGGUAGGGGGUCCUGAGGACUAACGUUGAGAACCCCUGCUCUAGAUGAUAUUCCAACAUGGUAUCGCCCUUUUGUAGAUCAUGAAUAGUUUUGUCCAGCUUGCAAAGUUUAGUACCCUGGGACAUUAUGGUCUUCUCCACACAGGCAAGUCUGGUAGAGAACCCUUUAAUAUUUUUGUGCAAUUGAAGAAACGUGAUUAUGUACGUACAAAUCCUCUAUAACAGCUGCUCUUUUGAGGAAUCUGUGAAGUCUUUGAUAUCCAACACCAUAUUGGGCUCUCCUUCUCCAUGGAGCCUCUGUUACAAAUCUCUAAUAUCUACAUAAUAAUGGGGCCAAUCUUGUUUUGGCUUUUUGGCUUUGCAUAAUUGUUUCCCAUGGUCAAUAGGCCUUUACAGGAGCGAAGGUAUGAGAAACAAAUUACAGUUUAUGCUUAAAUCCCAGUAGUAGUAAUGCUCAUAUGUGAGAACUGCAGACUUGCGACUGCAAAAGUUGGGUGCCAGCUCCGCCCCCACAAUGAAGCAUGAAAUUCAAUUUCAAGGGAAUGAACUGGCAUUGACUUUAAAACAAAUAGUGAAUGAAAGACAAAAAUAGUAAAUGAAACACUAAAUUAAAGGGUUACUCCAAUCACCAUGAUUACUUCAGUGGUUUGAAGUUGUCAUGGUGUCUGGAGUUUGUUUGUGGAGUGUUCCAUAGCAAAAACACUGCACAAUCAGACUCAAAUUAUGUCAUCUAACCAAGUUAAAGUAAAUUUAAUUAGAAUGGCUACUUACCUGACAGUUUUUAAAUAUGUAGGUAAUGAUCAUAAAACCAUAUCAUAAUAUUCAAGCUCUCAGUGCUAAUAAUAAAGUUUGCUUGACCAUAUUUUUAAAUUGAAUCCUCUUUAAUAUAUAAAAGUCAAAUCUUGUAGAUACCAGGUUACCCAUCCUGAAGAUUAAUGUAUAGUUUUUAAGGAAUUUUUAUAGAAGAGAAGCUAUAGUAGGGGAUGGCUGUGCAUCACAACUGGCCAUACCUCCCAACUUCUGCCCUCAGAAAGUUGGGACGAGUAGGCGGAGUUCUGAGGGGCUGAGCCUUAUCACAAAUGAUGCCGCCAAUGGGCAGGGCUGCCUGGAAAAGGGACAGUCUCAUCUGAAAAGGUGGUGGUACAGUCUCAUCUAA